Brachypodium distachyon (stiff brome) is the source of this 979-nucleotide messenger RNA. RefSeq names its product ferredoxin-thioredoxin reductase, variable chain, chloroplastic. Gene Ontology annotation, biological process: photosynthesis. The transcript has a single exon. Lineage: Eukaryota; Viridiplantae; Streptophyta; Magnoliopsida; Poales; Poaceae. The record is from RefSeq and is a predicted model, not a curated record. The coding region runs from base 54 to 656 and encodes 200 amino acids.
GCGGCCCAAGCCUCACAUCAUGAAGUCAUCUUGGAUGAUCAGAUGACCUUGGGAUGCCCGCAAGGCAUACCUCGCUAGAAUUUCCAGACCUCUGCCCAAUCGCCAUCGCUUUCCCCUUCCACUCCGCGCCUAUUAUCCUCACGUGCAUACCACCUGCUCGACGCAAUUCCCCACCCGCCCGCCCGGCACCAACCUCCCCGAUGGCAACAGCCACCGCCACCGCCGUGGCGUCCCCGUCCACCUCCUCGCGCCUCCUCCGCCGAUUCCUCCCUCCAAAAUCCACGGUCGCACUCUGCCUCGCACCACCGCGGUGUCGCGCGCGCCUCCGCACAGCGCGCCAAGUUGCCGUCAGCAGCAACGUGUCCCCAUCUCCUGAUGUGGUGGACGAGGAGGCAGCGGCGGCGCCGAAGCUCGGAAAGCGCGUGCGCGUCACGGCUCCUGUUCGCGUCCACCACGUCUCCAAGGCGCCGGACCUGGACCUCCGGGGCAUGGAGGGUGUGGUCAAGCAGUAUGUCGGUGUCUGGAAGGGCAAGCGCAUCACGGCCAAUCGCCCCUUCAAGGUGGAGUUCGAGCUCAAGCUGGACGGACAGGCCAAGCCGGUCCGGUUCUUGGCCCACCUCCGGGAGGACGAGCUCGAGUUCGUCGGAGACGAAUAGGGCCCUCUGUUGUAGAAUAAUGCGACCUUGGGGGCGGAUGCAGCUUAUGUACACUAAGAGAAGAGGUUGAAGAGGUUGCGAGGAGAUACCAGUAAGUCGAUGGUUGUUUACUUCUCCUGUGCUGUGCUCUUCAUCACUCUUUUGUUUAACAUCAAAAUUUUCAGAUGUGAGAAUUGUUUGAGAUGAUGACGAUUAUGAAAGAAAGCAGUUAUACUGAUGGUUUCUGUUGUUGGCUGUGUUCAAUAAUUUGUUCUGUUGAGUGUCAAAAUAGUGUUACUGCAAGGAAUUUGCCCUAGAUUUAAUAAUGGAUGGUUGGAUACCAA